Trematosphaeria pertusa is the source of this 859-nucleotide messenger RNA. RefSeq lists its product as uncharacterized. The record is from RefSeq and is a predicted model, not a curated record. Gene Ontology annotation, molecular function: zinc ion binding; ubiquitin protein ligase activity. The transcript has 2 exons. Bases 162 to 806 code for a protein of 214 amino acids. NCBI's taxonomy places the organism in Eukaryota, Fungi, Ascomycota, Dothideomycetes, Pleosporales, Trematosphaeriaceae. Gene Ontology annotation, biological process: protein ubiquitination.
ACAGCCAGUCUGGAGGCCUUCAACAGCAUAUGGCGAGGCCAAUGCCGGCCGGAGUGGUAGGUUGGUAUUCCAAGGUCCGCGUCCAACCCAAGCCGCUUUACCACCACUUCACAAGCCCCUGAGUACUUCUCACCACCACUAUCACCACCACCACCAUCACCAUGUCAGCACAGCAGAACUUCCUCGCCUACGAGGCCCCCUGCGAAGAAGCCCGCCUCCAGCUCCUCUCCGCCAACUCCGCUCCCUGCCGCGGAGCAGACCUCGCCCUCGCCGAAGAGUGCAGCAUCUGCACAUGCGACUUCGCCUGCCCCUCCUCCGAAUCCGGAGACGAAGAAAACGCCGACCCCGCCGUCAAGCUCUCUUCCUGUGGCCACGCCUUCCACCAGUCCUGCGUCCUGCCCUGGACCGAGCGCAGUUCGCGCUGCCCGAACUGCAGGGCAGAAAUGUUCCCGAACCCUUCCGCCUUGGAACCGGCUCGGCACUCGAUUCGGGCUUGGAACGCCCUCCUGUUCGACCCGAGCCUCUACAUUUUCACGGACGAGGACCAGGAAGAGGACGAGGAGGAUGACGAAGAGGCUUGGGAAGAGGAAGAGGGAACCACGGAUCGCGAGCGGAAAUUUGCGAUCCCGUUCGAUUCCGGCGACUUCGUCAUCAGCGAGGAUGUGUACCGCCGGUUGGUGGAGACGGAGGCCCAGGAUGAGAUUUUGGGGCAGGAGGUGUUGGGGAGUAUUCAGGAGUUGAGGAUUGAGGAGGAAGGGGAGAGCCAGGCGCGGAGGGAGAUGAGGGAGUUUUGGUUUGGGUCGUAGUUCUCUUUUGGGUUUGGGAGCGUUUGGGGCGUGUGGGCUUGGAACAAUUUUGG